AUGGAUUGGAAACUUCAUUGUAGAAAUAUAAAACAAUUAGAUCUUGAAGAAGUUAGGAAAACAGCGGAAGUAUUCAAGAAAAAAUCUGAAGAUAUUGAAGCAAAAAUUUUCCAAUUAUCAAAUGCUCGUCAAUCAAUGAAAAAUAAUAAUAUUUUACGCGUACAUAUAAACACUUGGAGAAAAGAAAUGUCCUAUUUAAAAAAGGAAGAAAAAGAGAUUGAAAAUCUACUAAAAGAUACAUGUUUUCAGUGGAUUUUCAAAGAGAAAGCUAUACUGGACACAGAAUCUGUAAAUUCAGCAAAUGUAGAGAAGCUACAAAGUAUAAUUUCAACGCCUUUAUAUUCUCUAAGGAAAGAAAUCAAAGAAUGGAAUGAAACUGACAUGAAAGAUGAACGUUUAUUGAAACAAAAUUCUGUCAAAGAGGCUAUCCAAAAUCUAUCUGACUGUAUCCAAAAUUUGAAUAAUAGUUUGAAAGAGGAAAGUGAACUGCUUUCAGAAAGUCAAGAAGAUGGAAAAGGUAGGGAACUGUGCACAGUAUUGUAUUCUCCUGCAGACGAUUUGAUUAUAACGGAAUACAAGAAGAAACCGUUUAUAUGUAAUAUCAAAGAUAUGGGAAUACCUGAGCACGCGUGGGAUUGGCAGUGUUCAAACAGUGAGUACUUGUCAACAAUGUUAUCUGAGUUCAUUAUGUUGGAUUUUGAGUUCUACAAUCAGCUUGAAGUAAUUAAAAAAGAAUAUGAGUCACUUCGAUUGGCUGAUGAACAACUUUGGAACUCAAACGAAUUAGAAAUGUUUGAAUAUAUUUGGGAUAUAUAUAGAAGACAUAUAAUGCAUCAGCGACGACAUUACACGCUUGAUUUUUUAUCACGUGUUUUUACUAACCGAAGUAAUAAAGAAAUAACCGAUUUAAUGGAUCAUUGUGAACGUGUAAAUCAACUGAAAGAUCGUGCUGUAACAAUAAAUCGUGUAUGGAAAAAAUCACGUGAUGAUUUAAGUAUACGUAUCCAAGCCACACUGCUACAAAUCUCAGAAUUGUCGAAUGAAAAACGUAUUAAAACAGAGAAGUAUCAAUCUCAGAAAGAAUUGUGUGAUUUUUUAAAGGAACAAGUUCAAAGAUGGCGUAAAGAAAAACUAGAAAUGAGUGAAUUAGAAGAGAAAGAGAAUGCAAAACUGAAAGCACGACAAGAAGAAGCUGAAUCUAUUAAAAAGGCUAAAGAGAAUGCUAUUAGAAAAGUAAUCAAAGACAAGAUAGCUGAACAUCAAUCAAGGAAAGCAGCAGAAAAACGAGAACAAGCUGAAAAUGAAGCAGCUAGAUUGAAAUUUCUUCGUGAUAUGCAUGCAAAACAAUCACGUAUAGAUAUGGCACGACUUAAAGAAGCACAAGAUUUACGUUUAGCUGAAAUUAAACAAAAAAGAUUAUUAAGUCAAUUGGAAAAAAUUAAACUAUCCGAUGAACGUGAAAGCAGGUUGGAGAAAUUAAGAAAAAAGGUUCGACCAAAUGUUUUACCAGAUCCAAACCGAUCAAUGUCUGAAACUGAAUCAUGGAGGUUGAAGAUAGACGACCAUCUACAACAUACUGAAACCUCAAUAGAAACACAAAUGUCUAAUUCUACUGCUACAACUACUACCACUAAAAAUGAUGGUAGCAGGUUUGGAUCAAAGCUAUACACUUACACAAAUGCUCAAUUAUAUGCAGAUAAUCGUACACGUCUGACUACAGCACUAUAUAAUGCAGGUGUACUGGAUACCGAUUAUGCUAGAAUGGUAUUAUCAAGUGUAUCGCCCAACCGUCAAACACGUAAGGAUACAAUCACUUCAAAAGAGUUUCAAGAAGCAUUAAACGAUACUGUACAUAAUUUGUUUUGA
Messenger RNA from Trichobilharzia szidati, 1866 nucleotides. The record is from the annotation of a GenBank genome assembly. Lineage: Eukaryota; Metazoa; Platyhelminthes; Trematoda; Strigeidida; Schistosomatidae.